AUGCUUCAUGGACUUCAGUUUCCAGUUCCCUUUGUCAAACUGAUCAUUCAAUGUAUCUCAACACCUAGGUUCUCUCUGAUGUUCAAUGGGACUCUCCAUGGUUUCUUUGAAUCUAAGAGAGGCCUAAGACAAGGGGAUCCUAUAUCUCCAUUACUAUUUGUAAUAGGAGUGGAGUAUCUAUCUAGACUGAUAGGGAAAGUUAGGGACAAGGAAGACUUUUGUUUUCAUGAUAGAUGUACUGAGCUCAAAUUGAACCACCUUACUUUUGCAGAUGGUGUAAUAUUAUUCAGCAAAAGGGAUGAGAGAAGUGUCAGUAACAUGGAGCAAUCUGUAGUAGAGAGGCUGCUGAAACUCUCUGGGUUUUCAAGACAGAAUUUGCCUUUCACUUACUUGGGAAUACCUAUCAAUGUCAGGAGAAUAUCAGGAAAAGAAUGUGAAAUACUGAUAGAGAAGAUGACUACUAGAAUUCGGAGUUGGAGUUCGAGGAACUUGUCCUUUGCAGGGAGAAUAGUUUUGAUCAAUUCUGUCCUAAUGGCGAUUCAAGCAUACUGGAGCCAAAUUCUUAUCUUACCAAAGAAAAUAAUUAAAGGCAUUGAAGCAGUUUGCAGAGCUUUUCUUUGGAAAGGGCAGUCAAUGUUUCGGGGGCUGGAGCAAUCAAUUGGGACACGGCAAUCGCAAAUAGCAAGGAGUCUUUUAUGGAUGAAGUGGAUUCAGAGUGUGUAUUUGAAGAAAGGGGAUUGGUGGAGCUACACCCCUUCUAUCCAUGCUAGUUGGUAUUGGAAGAAGUUGGUGGCUCUAAAGGAUCAAGUGAGGAGUUUGAUAGAUACAAGAGAGUUUGCAGCACACAAAUUCUCUAUUACAGCAGGCUAUAAAAUUCUAACUCCCUCACUAACCAAAUCAUACUGGAGUAAGGAGGUUUGGGCUCGUUUAAACUUACCUAAACAUUGUUUUAUUCUAUGGUUGGCAAUGCAUGGUAGGCUGAAGACAAAAGACAGACUGAGUAGAAUGGGAAUACAGGUGAGAAGUGAGAGCUUGCCUAACAUCAUCAGGUGGAUCGGAAAAUCGAAAAUAAGCAGGGGUAAGAAGCAAAUUUUGGCUUCUGCAACAGCCUCUCUGGUUUACCAUCUGUGGACAACAAGAAAUGUUGUCAUAUGGAAAGGAGAACAAGCAGCAAUAGGUCGAGUAAAUGUAGAGAUAAAGGAGAAGUUGAAGAUGAGAUUAACAAUGUUUCAACCUCAAAAAAUUGGCAGGCAGGACAAAGAAUGGAUCCAAUCAUUGUAA
Cannabis sativa is the source of this 1281-nucleotide messenger RNA. RefSeq lists its product as uncharacterized. The record is from RefSeq and is a predicted model, not a curated record. NCBI's taxonomy places the organism in Eukaryota, Viridiplantae, Streptophyta, Magnoliopsida, Rosales, Cannabaceae. The transcript has 4 exons. The coding region runs from base 1 to 1281 and encodes 426 amino acids.